Pocillopora meandrina is the source of this 34164-nucleotide messenger RNA. Lineage: Eukaryota; Metazoa; Cnidaria; Anthozoa; Scleractinia; Pocilloporidae. The record is from the annotation of a GenBank genome assembly.
AUGUGGUGGCUGUUCCGCCAUUUAAGAUUCAUCCUUUUCGUUUCUACCAUGGAUUUUGUCACAGCUAAUGAUCAAUGUAGGACCGAAGUAAACAUAGAAGGAAUGGCUCUCGGGAGUUCUGUCUUCAAAAGAUGUUCACUGGCGGCUCCUCACCUUUGCGAUGUCAAAUGUAGACAAGAGAUUACGUGCCAAAGCUAUAACUACAAUCGAAAAUACCAAAUAUGUGAACUAAAUAACCGCACUAAGGAGGCGAGACCAGAGAAUUUCCUCUCAGCACCCGCGUGGUUUUACAUGCGGCGAUCGAACGGCAGAGGUAAGAAAUCAAAAGUCUUUCCAUCAAUGUGAUUUCUGUUUCUCUUAAAUCUUCGCCAUCCUCAACCUGUCACUUUCUCACCUGGAAGAGCUAAGAAUAGGAAGUGAAUGUAAAACAUAUCUUUACUUCAGCUUCCUUAGGUUCUAUCCCUGAAUUACCGGCGCUGUCUUGUCACGAAAUAAAGGCGAGUGAAGGUAAACACAUCAUAAGCGGCAAGUACUGGCUGGAUCCAACUAGGAAAGGAAAAGCAAAACUGAUUUACUGCGAUAUGGUUAACGAAGGUAGGUCCUAUAACUUUGCUCGAGUUAUUUUAUUUUGUAAUGAGUUAUCAUUAUUAAGAAAUUAAUAUAAAUUAUACUAUUAUUGAUAUCAUUAUCGCAAUAUUUGGUUUGGAUCAGUUCUAGCGUGGAUGCCUCUCUCAAGUUGCUCUAACUUAGUCCCUGUUUCUCUUUCAACAUUCUAGAUAUGGAUGAAUGUAAAUUUAACAUCAGUGACUGCGACGUGAAUGCAAACUGUACUAACACACAUGGUUCUCACAAAUGUACAUGUAAAGUGGGAUACAUCGGCGAUGGACGCUCAUGUUCAGGUAGUUUUGAAGAUGAUCUUAUUGAUAUUUCCUUAUGUAACUAAUUUUUGUUAAUCAUCUCAUAAUUUUAAGCAGCGUUAUCCAUGCAUGUUUAUGCACAGAGUUAUCAUGAUCCAUAUAUUUUAUAUAUGCCGCACCAUCCAGCUGCGUUGGAAGACAAUUAGACAAUUUAUCGAGUUGAGCAAGAGAAGAGAAGUUACAUGACCGCAAACAACCAUGUUUUAUUUUGAUUAUCAAAGAAACACAAUAUGUCUUUACUGAGAAUGAAAGGUGACUUUUUUAAAGAAUGAUAUAAUAGGUUUCACAAUCCGCCAAAAAAAGUCGUAAAGUCGUCAAGAUGAAAAAAUGCGUUAAACCAUUACAGAAACAGACAAAAGGCGUAACUUUCUUUUCAUAAAAUUCUCAGUUGACUUUUUUCUUACCGAAAGAAAAAUAUUUUCACGUGAAAGACAAAAAUAGGCCUUUGCUAAGAAAAAAAUAGAAUUUUUUAAAGAAUGAAAUUAGAAGUUUCACAUUCCGCGAAAAAAAAGUCUACCAAGGAAGACUAGCAAGGCUAAUCUUUGACGAUUGAUAUCCGACUACAAUUUGGAACGGUGUCUAGAGAGAGAUUCCGCUGCAGUGGAAGUUUUUGUUUAGUCUAAAUUAAUAAUUAAUUUGUCACAAUGAUAAUAAUGCUCUUUCACCUCAUAAAAGUUUAAAAAACUAAUGUAUAUCUCACUCGUUUAACUACUAACGUUUUAUAAUUUUGCUUUUCUUUCCCAUUUUUUUAGAUAUUGACGAGUGCCAAAAAAAUACUCACAAUUGUCACCCGAACGCUACUUGUCAAAACACUAAUGGAUCCUUUGUGUGCAACUGUUUAUUUGGAUUUAACGGAGAUGGACGGAACUGCACAGGUAAAGGCCUUUAGAUUGUAAUCGCCUCGUUAUGACCUUACUUGUUCGUUUGUGUUUGUAUUUUUAAUUGUUUUUUUAAUUUGUAAGUUCCUUCUUUGUUUGUUUGAUUGUUUGUUUUGAUAAAGUAGUUACCCUUGCCUUAAUAUUUUUGACCAAUGGUAGAAAAUGAAAAUCUUUAAUCCCAAUUGAAAGCAAGAGGACGAAAUGCACUCAAUGUUCAAAAUAAGGAGGUUUAGACAUGUAUCAUGCUCUAAGAAUCGUGAUUGAAAGCCUGUCAUUUCUCAGAUAUUGACGAAUGUGCAAUAAAUCUUUCUUGUCAUGUGAAUGCUAACUGUACCAACACAAUUGGAUCACAUGUAUGUACAUGCCACACUGGAUACACUGGAGAUGGACAAACUUGCUCAAGUGAUUUUGAUAACUUUUCUUCAUCGUCAGAAAAAUCCUUUAUUACCGAAGAGAGGCAACCUCCAUUGCUGCUCUUUCUAUACAUACAAUCCCAGCUACCCAAAGCGGGAGGUAAUCUGAAACGUCUUUUUAGCUCAAAUUAUAAGGCCGAAAGUAGUCAAACAUUUAUCCUGAAAUUCAUCCCUCAUUAAAAAUUGUGGAUUGUUUUGUUUUGUCCCACAUCCUUUGAGAUUAGAUUUGCAGUAUUUUGGAUAGGUAUUCAUUAUAUCUUGAUUCACCAAAACAUUUUUCAUCAUAACAUCAACUCUGGGUUGUGACGUGGUGCACUUGAUCCCCAUCAGACAUUGACGAGUGUUCACAGAUGAACAUCUGCGAUGAGCACGCCUCCUGCAGUAAUACCCAGGGCUCCUACAGUUGUGCCUGUAAUCCUAAAUACAUUGGGAAUGGUCUGACUUGUAAAGAUUACUCUCUCCUAAUCCAUGCCUUAUAUAUUUUUUAGAGAUGGUACUGACUGAACUCGCUGUAAAUAAUGUUGAGUGAAUGGCUAUUCUUGUUUGGCCAUGCAACAAAUUACGUUAAUUUUAAGUGCUUUUAGUUUGCUUGGAAACGUCCUUCGACAAACAUUGAGGAUAAAGAAAGAUAGAUUUGAUUUUUUACAUCAUAUUGGUGGACUUGAUGUGCAUUGUUUUUGUCCACCAGGAGAGAAAAUAAUUUUUUCUCGAUGAUGCAUAACUGUUUUGCAAAUUGAAUUAUAUUGAUGAUGUCUCAAUUAAACAGAAUAGUCUGAUUGGUUAAAAUCGAUGUUGAUCGCAGCUACGAUUUUCUCACUCUGACCUAAUAAGGUGAUUCCUCAACAAAAAAAAAAGUCAUCUGACAAUUAUUUUAGUCUGCCUUUAAAUGUUUCCUACCAAUGGCUGUUUCGAAAAAUGCAAUAAGCAAGGCAGGUCACCUAGCUUGUUUGAGAGAAAUGACGAGGAAAACCUACCUCAUUUAUGUACUAGCAAUUUUUCACGCGCGUCAUUUCAAGGUACAUUUUUCUGUACCUGGAAGCAAGGGUUUUCGAAGUAAAAUUAAAACAAAAAACUUAAAGGUACAAAGUCUCGAGCGUGGGGAAAAUUUGAUAAGUAAUUUGUGGAAAUUAUUUAUAUACAUUAGUAAUUAUUAUUACUUAAAACGUUCCUCACGUCAUUGUUUUCAAGGUAAUAAUUUUCAUCAUCAAGUAACGGGCUUUGUGCACGCUUUUAGCUAUGUUUUUUUUUUACCUUCGAUAAUUUUCUUAAUUUCUCCAAGUUAAAGGGGAAAAUUUGUACACAAAAAUUAUGCAAUGAAAAAUAGAGGUCACCGAGCUCGUUCAAGAGCAAAAGAGCAUUGUACCUAUUUGCAUGGUCCAUUUAUUGAAAAGCAAUACCGUGUUCUCAGAAUGCGUGCGCUUACUUGCCUGAUUACGUGAUUUUUAUGCGCAGUACAGGAUGCCCAGUGCAAUACUGAGGAAUCACCUUCAGACUGAUAGCAAGAUUUAGUUUGUUUUGUUUAUUUAAAUAGCAAUUAAUGGAAUAAUAUUUGUCCAAAUAAGGAAAACGUAAGCAAAUUUGAGUGUAGCCGACGAAACUACGAGCAUAGCAACUUGACUUUUUACAACGCGAAUUUUUGUCAGAUGCCAAUUUGAUUGGCUAUUAGGAAACACUGAAACAAAGAAAUAGUAGAGAUGGUAAGUUUUGAGCUCGAUGAAGAAUUAAGAAAGAUGUUUUUUCGUCUUGUCACGAGCGUGGGAUAAAGAAAAAUUAUGAGUCCCCAUGAGGAAUCUUCUUCACCGAGCUCAAAACUUACCAUCUCCACUAUUUCUAUCAAAAACAUUACACUAUCGACAUUGCUGAUCCUAGCAGUAUGCAGGACGCGUGUUAUAAGAACUUCGUAAUAGACCUCGCUUACCGAAGAGUCUUUGUGGCUUAGUGGUAGAGCAUCGGAGCACAAAUUCGAAGGUCUGAGGUUCGAUUCCUCGUGGGGAGUCAGAAUUUUUCUUUAUCCCUCGCCCAUGACAAAACGAAAAAACAUCCUUCUUAACAUUUACCUGUCUCUGUAACGUUAUUGGAAAGAUAUGCUUAUACUUUUUCCCGUGUUAACAUUUUCUCAUUUAAACACUCGAGGCUAGGAAAUUUCUUGAAAGUUAUGCAAACCCUUGACUGCGUAUUGGGUUCGCAUAACUUUCUCAAAUUCUCCCAACCUCCUCUCGUGUUUAGGUGAGAGUAUGUAAACAUGGAAAAAAGGUUCUCUAUUGCUUAAGCAGCAAUCGGCCCCAACAAAGUUUUGGAGGCAUAUCUGCUCAGAUCGAAGAAAAAGUAAUUACUUCACUUCAAUUCCACAACGACACAGAAAACUUUUUCACAGUUAAAUAAUUCUAGCCCUAAGGAAUUUUUGCGGGAGCACUUAUUAACAAGUUUGAUGGCUUUACAUUCAUCAACAAUCUUUUUUGUGGUCAGCAGUCGAUGAUUGCAGGGCUGUGUGAAAAGCGAUCACGGAGCAAUCGCGCCACAGUCACGCAUUGAAAUUCUUUGAAUAUGGUAACUUUUAAGGGAUUUUGUAUUGAGGCUGUAUGACAAACUCGGCUAUUUUUUCCUCAUUCAAUAAAUAAAGAAUCAUACUUGGGUACGCCUUGAUAUGGAAUUUCUCUUCGAAUAUUCAACUUGUUAUCUCGUGAGCGAGAGCAGCGAGCGAGUAAGGUAUCGAGCAAGAGAAUAUAAACUGCUAUAAUCUCUUGGUAUCGAGAUAAACACGAGAAGAGAAGUUUCAUAUCUGCAAGCGACCAUCUAUUAUUUUUUUUACCAUGUAAACACAAUAGGCCUUUACUGGGAAGAAAAGUCGAAUUUUUAAAAAAUGAAAUUAUAGGUUUCACAAUCCGCGAAAAAAAAGGCGUAAAGCGCAUUGGCGAUAGGACUCAAGAUGAAAAAAAUGCGUUGAACCAUUACAGAAACAGACAGUGGGCGUAGCUUUCUUUUCACAAAAUUCUCAGUUAUUGACUUUUUCCUUAUCGACAAAAGAAAUAUUUUCAUGUACACGGCCGAAAUCGGCCUGUGGCAAAUCUUCCAGUUGUCGAUUUUCGUUCUCAGCCACGAGAAAUACCAUUACCCAGGUCAAGGACCUAACUUUUAAGUUAACCUUAAAAGGUUUUUCUUUUCCUAUUUUGUCUUACGACCCCUUCCAGGAAAUUUUGAGUGACAUUGUCUGUUAGAAAUACGAAUUUUUGUUUUUUCUUAGCAGCCAUAAUUCGAGAAAAUCUCGACAUACGACCCUGGAUUGAGAACGGUCAACGCUUUGGCUUUCAUUUAUUAACCUGACACAGCUGACUGGUGAUAUCAAACACGCGUAAAAAAUUAUUGUAAUAUUAUACGCCUUUUUAACAAGGAUUUCCCGGCUCUUUUCAGGUUUUAAACCAACGCAAUUUCUAUAAUAGCUUUUCCCUUAAACUUUCUUAUAGCGAAAUAUAUAAAACAUUGUAUUAACCGAAAUUCAACUUUUUAGCCGAUCCGUGCUAUAAUUACAGAAACCUGAGCGAUGCUGAUAGAAAGAGCACUUACAACACACCCUACGGUGGAGAAAAAUGUGACGACGAUUCCUCAUCCUUAAUAUUCGGGAAUUGGUAUCGUUUCGUAGGAGAUGCAGGAACAAAAAUGCCAACCCAGUGCGUACCGGGUUAUAGAUGUGGUGCGGUCCUCUCAGGCUGGCUAAAAGGUGGUCACCCCACAUUGGCAGAUGGUGAGGUUUCCUCCGAGGUCUGCUUUACCAGAGGUGGAGAUUGUUGCAAGAAAUCAACGGACAUAAAAGUGAAAGACUGCGAAUCCUACUUUAUAUACAAACUACAAAAGGUCUUUCCUUGUAAUCUGCGCUACUGUGGCACAGACUGAAUGCUAUAAGCAAGUCAUUCUGCUCAACGAAAGGAUUCACAAAUCGAUUUAAUCAUUGGCACAUGCACAUUAAUGUAUAUCAGGGACUUUAAGAAUUUCACAUGAUCCACUUUUUAUGAUUAGUGUUAAACAUUGAAUAGUUUGAACAGAAGAGUACCUUUGAACUGCAUAGUUUGAUCUUCCAAGUAAGAGUACUCCUGAGAAGUUGUGACUGAAGGUUGUCAGUGUUACUGAUUGACGUUUCUGUAACCUUAGCGGAAAUCAUCAUCAGAGUCGACUGAACAAUUGUUGUUUAUCCGAGUAUUAGAGGAGACUCCCCCCACCCUCAGCUAGUGUCAACAAUUAUGGGCAUUAACGAGCUUCCAAAUAAUCUUAUCAUCAUCUCUAUCUAUUCUAAUCAAACAUCUUCAUUAAGUUUUAAGCAAAACUUUGAGCAUUGUAUUUUGCUUAUUACUAAACGUUUUGAACUCUUGAUGUUUACUCAGGUCGUUAGAAACUAAAGCAGCUUUUGAAACCCACGUCGUCUGUACAUGAAGUUGUUAUUCUGUCUAAAAGCGUUCCACGUUGGGUCACGGCGGUCCGUGAUUAUAAGCAAGUUAUUUACUAUGUUCAGUCGUGCUUUCAUUAGCAUCAUGAUUUACAGGGAUUUUUAAAUCGUGUUCGGUGUGUUGUGGAUAGAGAAAUAAAUAAUUUCUAGAAUUUUUAGUCACUAUGACAUCGAUACUCAAACUUUCUGGUGACAUAUCACGGAACACUAGAACAUUCUAAUAGGUUAUGUGGUUACGAUCUAUUUCUACCACAACAGUUGUGUUGUAAGCCUCGAAUUCUGGAAUGUUUCGAAGUACGUUAUGACGGUAUAUUAGGACUCGGUCAGCUAGGAGUACUAAUUUCUUUAGUCAGAAAAGACCGAAUAUCUAGGAAGCUCUACAAAAGAUAGCUCAUUACUCAGUACUGUGAUAUACUUAAAAGAUUGUGUAUUUUGUGGAGAUUCUCUCUCAGUAGAGAGCUAAGUUUUAGUCUGUAGUGGGCUUAAGUAAGUUUUUAAAGGACAAUUAUUGUAUUGCCUAUACGAGUAGCUCCUGAGAAAGAAUCAUUAUACAUUGUUUAAUAAAGUAGUUUAAGUUGUAGGAGUUUAGUAUUCCUUAUUUUGAUUUAAUCAUACCAUAGCAGGUGAAUCUUGUAGGAAAGCGUUUUGGGUGAAAUGGGUAAAAUCUGAAUGAUGUCUACGCUAGUAGUUCUUUCAAAGCCAUUCCAACAAAAUGAGCUCCGAAAUAAAGACCAGUUAAAACCUAAUUUAAUAACCUUUUCAGGUUAUUUGUGUGUAUGUGACCAGUAACAGAGAUGGUGUGAUCUGCUACUCUGGUUGCUUUAUUUAACACUGACAGUGAACCUAAGACAAAUAGCACGUCUUAGUUCUCCAAGGUUUACGUGUCUUUGUUGCACUUUAGAAAAUCUGCGUUGACUUUCCCAAGGGCCAAAUCCUCUUAUCGCUUGCUAUUCAAAAUAUCUACAUGUAAUCAGUGUAAGGUUACUUGAAACAAUGAAUUAUCACUUACCAGAUGUCAGCAAACAAAACAGAUUCCACUGUAUCUUUUUCGUGUUGUUAAAGCUACUUUCGCUAGUGUUGUUGAAGCGCAAAGUUCAUCAUUCCAUCGGGUGAAUAAUCAAUAAUCUCCGGAGGGGUUUCCGAACUUUAGGAAGUGAGAGGUUGAUUUGUUGAGAUAUCUCUCUCCUUUAGUGAGACAUCAACGGCCUUCCGACACAUUUUAAAUUUAUCAUUAUUAUCUAGGUUUAAUUGGGCAAUAAUCUCAAUUUUUAUAAAUGAGCUCUCCUCUUGAGUUUAUCAAGACAAAUUUCUGACAGAAACAGUUUCGUUGAUCAAUUUUCCCUUUAGUCAAUUAUUUGAUGGGAAACUGAUCUUUUCAAAAAAUCCCACAGAAUUAGCAAAAUCACAAAUACAUGUACAUUUACUUGAGAAAAUAUCUUUGUUAGAGACUCUGUUUAGUAGAGUAAAUGGUUGUUGCUACGGUUAUUAUAAUCAACUCUGUGUUUGGGGAAUUUGGAGGAGUGGACUUAAUGUGAUUAGCUGCUUUAACUGUCCGAUUACAGGUGUCCAAUUACAGUUGACUGUCCGAUUGCACUGUCCGAUUACAACUCUACAGAUUAAUUAGUGCUAAAAUAAAGCAGCUAAAGUACAUAAACAUUUGAGGACAUUGUAAUGGUUAUGCCUGGUCGUGGAGGAGAGAGAUGCGAUAAUGUUGUGUUUUGUUACUUAUACAACUCUUAAGUUUCAUCACUGCAUUAGCUUUGCUUAGUCCCUCAGAAACGCAACUGGUUCUUUACCUGUCUAGAUGUAAACCAUAAAUGGUGCUAGUCAAAUCUGAUUCAAUUUCCCAAAGAUUUCUGUCGCAAGAUGGAAUUUACAUCUUCUCUUGCUUUCCUUGGCAAACGGCUCAUAAACCACUUGAUUCCCCCGUAGAAUCCCCCGCACAAGACCUCUGCUCAGCUUUAUGCUACAAGGAAGUAUUAGUAUGUAAAGUUAGCUCAACCUUGGGUUUUUUAGCUUGUAAAUGUUUCGACGGUAAGUUGUUUCACUGAUAUGUUGUUUGGCUGGUUGCGCAAUGUUUUUUUGCAAUUGGUUUGUAUGGUUGACGGGUUGCGUGGCUGGUUGUUUGGUUGAUUUGAUCUCAUGUGACAUUUCAAUAUUCAUUUUAAAGUAUCAUUACCACUUACCACUUCAAUUGGCAUAUAUUUGCUUUUAAACCUCAUUUUCACACCAGAAUACUUGUGGACAGACUCCAUGCCAACAUAAUGGCACUUGUCAGACAGGAUUUACAGACAAAGGUUACAGAUGCCUUUUUCCACCUGAAUACAAGGGCACCAACUGCGAGAAAAGAAACGGUUGGUAAAAAUACAUUUUUCAUUUGGUGAAAUACUUUUAUCAAAAACUCUACCUAACCCUUUAAGUUAUCUUUCGAUGAAUCCAACUGUAAGUCUUAUUCAGCCCAACUCCAUUAUUUUGUUCAAAAUGAAGUCAUCAUAUAUAUGCUGGUUCUUUUCCCAAAAGUAAGAUGGAUACAGAUGACGCCAUGUACAGUUUGCUUUGGGGCACGAGAUGAUUCGUAUGGUUUCUCUAGAACUUCCAAGGCGGGUAACAUCAUUACAUUCAAAUUAACGUACAAAUUCGGUUACGUGACCUAUCAUUCAUCGAACCCAAGCUACCAAUCCCAUUGGGGAUGCCUUUAGAACCGUCUCAUUCCCAACCAAAUGGCCACGUUGAUAACUGACAAAAACCGAAAUCUUGUUCUCCCAAAGAGUGAUUUCCUCUCAGGUUAUUGGGGCUGCAAGUUUUACAGCCUGCCUUGGGCCACAACCGAAUCGCCACAACUGCUCUUUGAUAAUUUCUCUACCCCGCUGGCGGUGGAAACGAGCCAAGAAUUCCAAAUCUGGUACAGCGAGGAUUUGUUCAAAUGGGGUUAUGGCGUUAAUGGGUUCGAAAAAACGUGUGUUGCAGUGUAUAUGUUUGAGUAGUCGCCCAAAUUACAAAGUAAAUUGAAGAAGAGAGUGCCAAAAUUGUUGUUCAUGCCUUUAUUACUUCAAUAUUAGACAGCUGCAACUCACUACUAUAUGGUCUACCGAAGCAUCUACUUUCAAGAUUGCAAUCCGUUUGAAAUAUAGCAGCUCGAAAUGAUACACGUACUAGGAUAUUGAUCGUAUGACCCCAAUCCCAAAAAAAGCUUUUUUAUGAUUUUAACGUAAAGUACCGUGGACAAUUAGUGGUUUGGCGAUGUAUAAAUAUAUUUACUAUUAUCAUUUAUUAUACAUGUACUUAUGACAUCAGGAAAAAAUACUCAAACUUUAGUGACGUUCCUCUCUUCGAUUCAAGAACGAAGGAAAAGAAUGCUUGUCCUGGUAAAGGCCUCGCUUGGAAUCGAGAAUUCAUAGGAAUGACCUGCGCGACUUUACGAUAUGCACCCUAAGAAUAUGACUUGUGAUGGAUGAUGGAUGAUGGAAGAACUCCAUACCUUUUUCGUCAGCUUUUUUACCCUUUACGGCGGCUAAUUUACGUUUUCAAUUCAGUUGUUAACACUAAAUUACCUGCUAUACUCUCCCACCGACGCAGCAUCACAGUUUCUUUAGAAACUUACCCCCUUAUUCAAAGGUUAUAAAUGCCUUUGCCGACCUGAAUACUUGGGCACCAAAUGCGAAGAAAGAAACGGUAGGUCAAAAAGUAUUUUUAAUUUGGUGAAAUACUUUUAUAAAAAGCUCUACCUGACCCUUUAAGUUAUUUAUCGAUGAAUUCAACUGUCAGUCCUAUUCAGCCGUCUGUCUACUCCCCCAGAUGUCUGAAUCCCCUUUUGUCCCCCCGCUUUCCUAUCCAUCUGUCUGACUGAGCGGCUGGCUGUCUAGACGUGUAUUCUUGUUAUCCAACUCACAUUUUUUGUUCAAAAUCAAUUCAUCACAUAAGUGCUGGUUCUUUUCCAAGCAAUAAGAUGGAUGCAGUUGAAGUCAUCGAUAGUUUGCUUUAGAACAAGAGAUGAUUGGUAUGGUUUCUUUAGAACUUCCAAGGCGGGUAACAUUACAUUCAAAUAAAUGCACAAAUCUGGUUAUGCGACCUAGGCAUUUAUUGAACCCAAGCUAUCAAUCCAAAUGGGGAUCCCUUUGGAACCUUUUCAUUCCCAACCAAAUGGCUACGUUUAUAACUGACAAAAACCGUAAUCUUCUUCUCCUAAAGAGUGAUUUCUUACCAGAUUAUUGGGACUGCAAGUUUUACAGCCUGCCUUGGGCCACAGCCGAAUCGCUACAACUUCUCUUUGAUAAUUUGUCUACCCCGUUGACGGUGGAGACGAACCAAGAAUUCGAAAUCUGGUUCAGCGAGGACUUGUUCAAAUGGGGUUAUGGCGAUAAUGGGUACGAAAAAACGUGUUGCAGUGUAUGGUUUGUACGUUUGCAAAAUGAGAAAGUACAUUGAAGAAGAGAGUGCCAUAAUUGUUCUUCAUGCCUUUAUUACUUCAAUAUUAGAUAGCUGCAACUCACCGCUGUAUGGUCUGCCUCAGCAUCUACUUUCAAAAUUACAAUCCGUUUAAAAUACAGCAGCUUGAAUUAUUACAUGUACAAGGAAAUUUGAUCGCAUGACCCCUAUCCUAUAAAAAGCUUCACUGGCUUCCUGUCCGUCACUGUAUGGUUUAUAAAAUUCUUUCACUGCUCUACAAGGCUAUCAAUGGAACAGUGUCGUGCCACAUUUGUGACUUAUUUGAUUAUCGCAACUCUAAAGGGACAUUAAGGUCCUCUUCUCAAUACCCUCUGGCGACCCCGAAAGCGAGACUAAAGACUUGCGGACAGAGAACGUUUGCUGUGGCGGCACCAGGACUAUGAAACUCGAUCCCACUUGGAAUAAGAUCUAGUUCUUCAAUUAAUAGUUUUAAAAGACAUUUAAAAACGUAUCCUUUUAAACAAGCUUAUAACUUUUUUUAAAUUUUUUUUGAUGGUAAAUUUGUUUAAUUAUCUUAGAAGUUUUAAAUUACUUUAUUCCUACAUAGGGAUAUAUUUUUUUUCCUUUCCUUUUUUUCUUUUAGCUUUUUAAUAAUCUUAAUAUCAAGCGCCAUAGACAAUAUUAGAGGAUUUAGCGCUGUAUAAAUAUCUUUAUCAUUAUCAUUUAUAAUAAUCUACGGUUUGAUUCAGCGAUCUGAAUACAUGUAAUCAUGACAUCAGUGAAAAAAAAAAUACUCUAUCAUUAGUGACGUCACUCUCUUCGAUUCAAGAAUGAAGGAAAAGAAUGCUUUUCUUGGUAAAAGCCUGGCCUGGUAACGAAAAUUCAUAAGAAUGACUUGUGCGAUUUUAUGACGUACACUCUAAUUAUAUAGAGAUGAAAUAAAGAAACUUGGGCAUAUGCUGGUCUAUUUUUAUUUUCCCCUUGCACCUUUUCUUACAAUGGUUGGCUUCCGGGUUCAUGGAAUAUUUGAGAAUAAACCUGGCGAGAUAUAAAUUCAAAUUCCACCUCCAUUUUCUUAUGUAGGAUACCUCAGAGUCUUAUCGGUUCUGCGAGCAUUCGCCCUUUUUAAUUUGAACGAUCAAUUUGCUGCCUUAAACACCUCCUGGAAAAAGCUUACAUUGAUUUCUGAGAAUACUUUGUCAUUUCCGUUCUACUCGUAGGUUUUCAAUGGACUGUAUAAUGCCCAACGGAAAGAAAGGGGGGUAAUAAGGUAAUUAAGUAUUAUCAAGUGGGUUAAUAAUGUAAAUUGGCCACCGUUCACAUUUUAUUUUUAACCGUUAGCCCUUCGUCAUUCUCUCUGACGAAGUAAGGGAUGAUUUCUCUCAGUUCGUUCUUUCUUUCGUUAUUUAUAUAUCGUGGUUUUUACUCCCGUGGCAAAAUAAGAGCAGUUUAUACUGUAUGCUUUAGGUAUAUUUGCUGUACCAACGUGAAAAAAUUUCAAAAUAACGGUUUGACUUUCAGGUUCUACUAGAGAAUCACAUGAAACCAGAAAAUUGCCAACGAGCGUUCUGGGUUUUCACACAUGUACAUGUAUGGCUCCAGAAUGAAAACCAAAUCCCAUUUUCAUUCUUUUCUCUUUUUCCCGUUUCUUUUGACAAAUAUUGACGAAUGCAAAACAUAUCCUGGCAAAUAUCACGUAAACGCUACUUGUAAUAACUCAUACUAAUCACACAAUUGCACAUGCAAACCUGGAUAUACUGGAGAUGGACGCAAUCGUAAAGGUACAGUCAAUAAUCCCAGAUUGUUGUCGUUUUUUUGAUAUCAUGGAAAGCCAGGAUUUAAUUUUUGUAACGUAUAGGAAGGCAGUUACCCGACUAAAACUUUCGUAGUGCUAGCCUUUUUCACAGAUAACUUGUUUUCUACAUUUAAGACAUUCUCUUGUUCUCACAAUCCAGCAAAGGGUUGACUACAGCCGUAGUUGCAAUCUUUAACACGGUAACCGCUUAUGUACAGGGACGUUUGCAUAAUUAUUAAAUCUCCUUCUAUCUGUAAUUUCUUAGAUAUUGAUGAAUGUGAAGGAAGUCAUCUUGUCGCUUAAGUGCUACAUGCAUAAACCGUGGGAUCACACGACUGUCAAUGUCAGCCUGUAUAUACUGAAAAUGGAAAAAGCUGCACAGGUAGUUGUUCGCUUUCCUUAAAGUAAGAACCUGAGCUGGUGGGAAAAGUCUUACUUCAAUGCAGGGCAUGUUGCCAUUGGUAGAAAAUCAAAUCCUUGAUGAUUUGUUUUACACUGUUUUUAAUCAUUACAAAACCUUUAAGGUCAUUUUUCGAAAUUCAGAAUUCUGAUACUUUUUGUUUGUUUCUUCUGCCUUUAGAUGGACGUUACAUUAAUGACAGACAACAGUCUGGAACGAAAUCGCAAGUUUGGCUUUGAAUCUUGGAGCUAAAAGAAGGUGUAAUAUUUCAUAAAUGCGUCAAGCAACAAAAUGAAGAUGAAAAGAAAAAUUAAAUAUAAGUACAGUAUGCAUUCAAACAAAAUUUCAGUAAUCGGUGACGUUAUUAGUAUUGACUGCCCGUCUAAAUAUAGCGAACUCCUGUGUAACCAAAAGAAUAAAAUUGAAUGGAUUCGGAUACUGCUAUCCAUCGCUAAUAAAAUGUAAUUACACAUAUUGAUCUUUUAAGCGUCGUUGACUGAAAAUGUCCCACACAAGUACUUCUUGACCUUAACGCUUAAUAACUAUGAGUUGUUCUUGUAAAAUGAAAGGCCUGGUUUUGGUCGCUAAACUGCUAAAAUUAUGAGACGCUUUAACAAAUCAGUUAACCAUUUAUUCUAUUUACCACAAUCAUCUUUAACUUUGUAGCCGAUCCGUGUAAUACUUAUAAAGAACUGAGCGAUGCCAAUAAAAGAAGGAGUAACAAAACGCCCAAAUCUGGACCAGUGUUGGGUGACAACCAACUUCUUGAGGGAUGGUUUCGUUUUGUGGGAGCUGCAGUAACAAAAAUGCCAACAACGCGUGUGCCAGCAUAUAGAUGUGAUACAGAUUGGUCAAGCAGGUUGAAUGGUGCUCAUCCUACAGUGGAAGAUGAUGAGGUUCUCAGAAAGGUCUGCUUUAGUAACCGUCCUACCGGUUGUAAAUACCCAACAGAGAUUUCUGUUGGGUAUUUACAUAGAAAUCAUAGCAGUAUUUACAUUGAUCCUAAGGUACAUUUUUUUCGGAGAUUUUACGCAGUCCUCUUUUCGUCAUAAUAACUUUAAUGAUAUUUUAAAAUUACUUGGGCAGAUUUUCUACGUUGAUGACAUCCUCAUAAACUGUGCAAUCAAGAAUGCUUCAGUAGAAUUUCAUCGUACCGGUUAUUUUCAUUACUUCAGUAGAUUUUGUACACUGGCUGCGUUCUGUUAAAUUGUGAUGAUAAAAAAUCUCAUACGUAAUAAUUUGUAGGACAUGUUUGCAACCAGAAUAAGGAACGAAAAAAAGAAUUAAAAAAUUGAAACAAUGAAAAUGAAAGGAAAAAUAACAAAUAUUGAUAUUCUGGACAAGCAGGAUCACCAUUUAGCACGACCACUAGCAAAAUAAGAAGUAAGACUCUUUACAAGAAUUAGAUAGCUGUAACACAGGACACAAGUUACCUAUAUCACGUUUUCCAAUUUUACGCAAUAUUUAUGGACCCUAGGCAGGUGGUUCUCCACAUCAGUCGACGACCAAAGUGUCUAAUAAGGGUAAUACGUUGUAAGAGAUGGAAAAAUAAUUGAGGUUGGCGAUAAACAAAGCGCAGCCACAAAGUUGAACACUAGGCAAACGAAAAAAAAUCCAGAGAGUAGCAUGGUGGGGGUCUGAACCCGGGACCAACAGAUUACAACUCCAACGCGCCCUGGCCACUCGGUCACACUGCCGUCAAAUCCGAACACAUCUAUAGAGAAAAUUUUAUAAUUGGACGUUUUAUUCCCGUUUCAGAACUUCAAAGUUUCAAACGAUUUUCCAGAGGCGGAGUAAGAAAACAAAUAGGUUAAACAGAUUCACACCAUUUCAAUUUUUCACAAACCAACAGGAUAUAUCAAAAUGGAUCGCUCAUACGUUAGUUUGAUUCAGAAUUUGAUACUUUGAACAUGGCAGUCACGAAGUGUCGCGAUAGAGCUCAUUUCAGCAAUUGGACACGUCAAUUUCGCAAUGCCUAGAAUUUUGUGAUGAUAUACACCGAGGUUUGAUCAUUCUAAAAUUAGACGUCACAUUGGUUAACUAUCUAAUCAUAUUUUCAACUUGAAUUUUAUUUUUAACUCAAGAAAACAUGGAUAGACAAUUACUUCAAGCUGAUGCGAGUUCGUGCAAGUUGUAAAUAACACUUUUAAAUGGUUAAGAAACUUAUCAGUAGAUUUUGUUGUAAUGUUAGAUUUAGCAUCAAAAUUAAACUGCGUUUAUUGCAGUUUCUCGCUGAAAAAAAUUUUAUGUUUGUUUGUUUGGCUUUUUUUUUUCUGGUAGAAUAAUAUCUAUUUGAGCUCAGUAGGAGAGCUGUUAUUACAAAAAAACUGCCCUCGUUCGAAUAAUAAAAAAGACGAUUACGGCAUGAAAAAGAAAUCUUCAAAUGUCACUGUGAGUUGAAUGGGGAAAUGUUAUUCACGAUUCCCUUCAUUUCAUUUUUUUCCCAUGUCCAAGAAGAAAGUUGAAAACAGAUCGAGCUACUGAUGCAGAACAUUGGCUGGUUUCUUUAUAAAACUAAAAAAACCUAUCAGAAUAUGGUUAAAUCAUAGUUGGGCUAAUCAAAGAAAACUGAUAGAGGUUGAUUAAUUCCGAGGAUUAACUUGAUAAAUUUUGUAGAGAUGCUUGGCGAAUUCAAACUAGCUUGACAAAGAUUGUACAGCGCCUAGUCAAUAUUUCACGGCAAAAAACUAGCGUUUACCGUAUCGAACACGAAGAUUGAAUUCACGGAAAACGCAGCAUUUUAUAAACGUUUACACACGUUUUGCGUACGGAAAAUCCAACGUUUUCUAUGCGUUUUCCCAUCGGUGAAUCCCAGUUUUCGUUCCAUUAUACGGUAGUUUUCCCUCGCGGUAAAUGCAGGUAAACAAAUCAUUUUCCGGCGUUAACCGCUCGGUUAACGUACCGCAAAUAGCUUAUUUUCUUUUGUUCAUUGGCAUUUUCCCAGUGUACAGCAACGUAUUCACCGGAGUUUGCGGCUGAAAACGCACAUUUUCCUUGAAGGUUAAUGUGUGUAAAUGCAGGAAAACGUAAUGAUUUCCUGCGUUUGCCGUUCGUACAACGCAUAGAAAAUGUACAUUAAUUUCACACGAACCAUUUUCAGAGAGUGUUCUGCAGUGAUUGAACAUCAAAGUAAAUGUAAUGGACCUUUCAGAAUCUGUUAAUCCGUUUUCAUACAAGCACAAGCUACACAAUACAGUAAGUUUCUACGAUUUUUGCUAAGCCUGGAAGGGAUUUGAACCCAUGACCUCUGCGACACCAAUGCAGUGCUAUACCAACAAAGCUGGCAAGACCACUGAGGGCUGGUCAUUAUCUUAGCCUCAUAAUAAACCCGUGAAGUGAUGAAUCGAUGACUGUGAAUACAUGAAAGUCAUAUAUAUGAAUUGCGCAUUGAGAAUUGGGAGCUUGUCAUAAUGUCGCUUCGUAAUAAACCCGUGAAGUGAAUAUAUGAAAAUCACAUUAGCUCUGUUGGUAGAGCACUGCAGCGGUAUUCCAAAGUCCAUGGAUUCAAAUCUCGUAUGGCCUGAACUUUUCAGGCUUUAUUUUCACUACUGCUUAAGUAGUGCUCACUGCUGCGAAGAUCUUUUUCAUAUUCAUUUAUUAAUCCGCAGUUCCCAUGCAUGAUUUUCAUAUAUUCACGGUCAUUAGCUAUAUUUUCUGUUUUGCAGGCAAGAAUCUCGGGUACGAAAAUUUGAGAGAAAUUUCUUUGCUUUAAUGGCCUAAAACGAAAUCAAAGAUCACCAUUUUUUUUAAAUACGCCGAGAGGAUUUAGACAGGGAUUUUGAGGGAGACCUUAACUCACAUUCGGAGAUUUAUCAACCGAAGGAGAAAUGAACGAUAAAGGCACAGGUAGCCCAGGCUCGCUGGAUGCGCCCUAUUAAAAGUGCAAAUAUGGGUACGCUCUCUCGCACUCGGAGGAGACUAUAGUUCGCAGUGGUUAGGUUCGGACGGCACAGUUUGGCACUAGCCCUAAGAUGUGUGUUGCUAAAAUUUUCACAGAAUUUAGAGUAGAUGUAAAUUCCUAUAUUACCUUAUAGAUAAGAGGAAAAUAAAGCCUGGAAUCUUGCAGUUUGCUAGAACCGGACAUGAUACUAAGAAAAAAAUCCAUUUUGAUUAUUUUCAAUCGACAGCCGAAUUGAUACGGCGCUAUUGUUUGCCACAGCGAAAACCACACUAAAAUUUUGCAGAAAAGAAGAAAGGAGCUUUGAAUGGGGCAUUUUGAUGAAGUGAAAAAUAACCCAACAAACUCUGCUAAUAUAUCAAAAAUGCUUAUGGACAAGUUUGAAACUUUUUCCUUGUUUUAUUACAUUUCUCAAGAGAGAAGUCCUUAUUUUGUCAACUUCUUUAAAGUUGAAAAAACACACUGCCUUACAUUUCUAAUAGUUUGUUCGAUAGUUAAAGAAAUUCAAAAUGUAUUUUUGGAGAAAAAUUGAUACGGAAAUAAAGCUCCUUACUCUCUAUCGAACAUACUUUCUGUGCUGAGUGGUCAAGACUGCAGGAGUUGCAGAUCAUCGCAGAGACGCAAAGAGGUCUUAAUACAUUGGUCGGAGUUGCAAGGUCUCCAAAAUUUCAAGCCUUGCAAGUACAACUUUUGGUCACGGCCAUUUCAACCUAAAUUUUUAGCGAAAACGCAAUGGUUUUACUGGGUCUACACUGAGUAAAGAAGUUUCUAUAUUUGGAUCUCACCUACCCUGGUAUCUAUUGGGUCAUUGCGCGAUAUUAUCGAAAAACACCUGUUUGACCAGACUUAAAAGGCUGAACGCACGCAAAUCAUGCUAAUGCUAGUGCAUGCGUUCAAGUCUUCCAACUUGUACUAUAGUAUAAACUGAUGGUAGAAAAUAAGAUAAAGAAUCAUACAAGGAAACUAAACACGUUUUCUAAAAUCAUGGAUGAUAGAAAAAUAAACUUCUGUCUUUCCAGUCCCAUUAACAUAGAUUAACUUUGCCUGUAUACUGUAAUCGAAUAAAGCUAGAUCUAUAAUUAUAAUGCCUUUGCGCCUGGUGUGACAGGCGAUACUUUCAAGCAAUUAAUAAUAACAGUUAUAAUCCAAGAGGCAUUACACCGGUCAAUCCGUUGCAUUAGGUUAAAUUAUUCGCUGCGUAUUUUACCAAUUUAGCUUUUUGUGCAAAGAGCCCAAACAGGAAGAGGGAAGUUCAUUUCUAAUAUUAAUGAUCAUCUUGGCUUGAAAACAACAGUUUCUAUCGUAACCAUAGCUACCAGGCAGUAAUAAAAGGAAACACGUUUGGCUCAAUAACACUUAAGUUGGGCACCAGAGAACGUUGGAUCUUGGAAGGUAAGAGAUGACUGUAGUUAAUGCAUGAAAAACGAGUUUGACUUUUACCCCAUGAUAAGAUAUGAUAUCCACCUUAACUCCUUUAUUUCCGUGUAGUUGAAAUAAAACGAAAAUGAAAUUUACCGAGCUUCCAAAUGUGGGUAUCACAACCAUUUGGCAAGAAAACAUUUUCCGGUACUCGAAAUAAACAGGAUCAUUAUCCAUAAUUUUUAUUUUCCUACAACAGGUUUACUUCGUGAACCUUUUCUCAACGAUAUCUGUUUAUGUUAUAAUGACACCCCUUGUAGAAAUUGUAGUUCCAUCAUUACCAUAAACAGAGUAAUAAGCCAAAUUCUAAAAAGUCAGUGCUGGCGGUUCCAAGCACGUCACAAAUUGUGAAACUGGAAAAGACAGGAAAUUCCGUAAGGCGAUGAGAGAGAAUUUAAUACAAUGAUGAAGCCUACUCUUUGGGUUCAAUUUACAUUAAAGAAAAGUAACGUUGAUGGAAAUAAUCUUCUGUAUUUGAAAGAUCCAACUUGCCAAAACCUAUGCCUGUUUAUUUCUGUACUUCUAAAGAUUUCCUUUCACAGAUCCUUUUGUUUUAUCCCUCAACUUUGACUGCCAUGCAGCACGUUUGAAUUCCGUUCAAAUUAUGGCAAAAGUGAUGAUUUUGAAAUAGAAGAACCUUGAAAUAUAUGGAAGACGAUUUGCAAGGCUCCCACUCAGAAAAAUUAGUCGGGAACGUUGGCUCACAGGUCUCGUUAACCUUAAGUCCGCACCAAUUUUAUCUAACGGAGGAAAACCUGAAACUUUUUUUGCAAUUUAAAAAGUAUUCCAGUGAAGGUCUUGGAAGCCAGAUUCGAUACUGAAUGGUUUGGCUGAGUCCAAUCAUAAAUUACGGCACUCCUUUUCCAAAUAACAAUUUGCUAUUAUCCUUGAGAUCAAGUUUGCGCAUAAAUCAACAUUCAGAGCGUCGUCUCGCUAAAGCCCUGAGUUAAGUAUAGCAGCUGUCUACUACUGGAUCGUUCUCAAUCAUUAUAAGGUAUCUUAGGAGUUUUGAUUCGACACUCUUGGUGCAUUCCUGAUGUAUCAAGGAGUAGGUCGUAAGUUGCUUGGCAAACUCAUGGAAUUUCAGUGGCUUAAGAUCCCCUGUUUACGAAAGAUUUUCUGUUCGUUCAAAAUUAAAGAGCUCAGGAGAACUCAUCUUUAAUUAAUUUUGACGUUAAUGAAUGCGAGGGAACAUAAAACGACUUGUUAUUGAGGAUCUCAAAGAGGAAAACUAUCUUUAAAUCCUUGCGCACAUGUAUCGUUUAGGGUAAGCAUGAGGGCCAAGCGAGAGAAUAUUUCGCUCGAUGUAAUAAAGUGGGUGGUACAGUUUGGCACUUGCCCGAAGAUCUGUGUCGCUACAUUUUUUACAGAAUUUAGAGUUGAUGCAAAUUAUUAUAUUACCUCAUAGAUAAAAGAAAAAUAAAGCCUGAAAUAUUUAAAAAAAAAAAGUCAAUUUUGGUUACUUACAAUCGACAGCCGAAUUGAUACGGCGCUAUUGUUUGCCACUGCGAAAACUACAUGUAUUAAAUAUUUGUAGAAAAAAAGAAAGGAGCUUUGUACGGAGUUUUUCGAUGAAAUGAAAAAUAACGCAAUAUACUCUGCUAUUAGUGCAAAACAUGCUUAUGGCAAAGUUUGAAACUUUUUUCUACUUUUAUAACAUUUCUCAAGUGGGAAAUUCAUCCUUAUUUUGUCAACUUAUUUAAAGUUUCGGUCGGUCAAUUGAGGAAAUUUUCAUUAGCACACUGCCUUAAAUUUUUGAUAGUUUAUUUGAUAGUUAAAGAAAUUCAAAAUGUAUUUUUGGAGAGUAAAUGAUAGAGAAAUAAAGUUCUUGAAAAAUUGAUACGGAAAUAAAGCUCCUUACUCUCUAUCGAACAUACUUCCUGUGUUGAGUGGUCAAGACUGCAGGAGUUGCAAAUCAUCGCAGAGACGCGAAGAGCUCUUUUACAAUCGCAUUAAAUAACCCCUGGGUGUAUGUCUCACAAUGAAAACUUUACUAAUAUAUUGGUCGGAGUAACAAAGUACUCAAAAUUUCAAGCUUUGCGAAUGCAACUUUUGGUCACGGCCAUUUCAACCCAAAUUUUUUAGCGAAAACACAAUUUUACUGGCUCUUCACUACGUAAAAAAGUUUCUAUAUUUGGAUCCCACCUACCCUGGUGUCUAUUGGGUCAUUAGGCAACAUUGUCUAAUAACUGUUAGACCAGACUUUAAACGCUUUACGCAUGCAAACACGUCUAGAGCAUGGGUAGCCGUUCAAGUCUUUCAACUUGUAUCAUUGUAUAAACUGAUGGUAGAAAGUAAGAUAAAGAAUCAUACAAGGAAACUAAACACGUUUUAGAAAAUUAUGGACGACAGCAAAAAACACUUCUGUCUUUCCAGUCCCGUUAACAUUGAUUAAAUAUAUAUAUUUAUUGUUUUUUUAGAGGGCACGGUAACGAAUCCUGCAAUCUGAUUGGUUCUUUACCCGGUCAGUAUUUUCCUAUCUCUGCCCACGGGCCACGGUAACGCUUUUGUGAAUCGCCGAGUACAUCCCAACUUUCGUUGCCUUUUUUCAUAAAUAUACCUCGUUUUCCGGCUGGGCAGUAUUUUAAAGCAAACAAGUCGGUCACUACCUCAAGCCGAUAAAUAACUUAUGAAUCCUCUCUUUUCUCUCUCUCAAAUCACUUUGGUUGACAGAAAAAUAUUGGUUUCAGAAUGAAUUUGUAUAAACAAUAGUGUCAUUACGUUGGUUGACAAGCGGCCUAAAAACUGUCUGCAAUUAAUUUUAAUCGUUCACAAAAAGUACCCAGAAAGUUAAAACGUGAGGUAUUGGGUUACAGUUAAACUGAACGAUGGAACUUUCAUUAAUUUAAUAUCUGAAUUUUCUCGAGAAAAUUGUUAGUAGAGAAAGAGCGAGCAAAGUUUUAAUUUAAGUUCUACAACAAAUAUAGGCUCCCGGUGAGUCUUUCCAAUUCCGUUCAAUUUGGACAUUUGUACCGUUAAUUACACAACAGAAACUGAAGGAAUUUUUUGAGAAAAGGCCGCAUUAAAUUCCCUUGUGUCUCGUUGGAGUGUGCCGUUCGAAUUUAGUUUUUGUGAAGGAAAGACCAGAUUUACACACGCCAUUGCAGCAAACAAACGAGCAAACUCUCACAACUUCAAAAUAAAAAAAUUGAAUUUACUCACAAUUACUUUCCUCGCCGUUUACUUAAUGAACAGAGGUAAAUCUUCGUACAUGAAUGAAUCGUCGAUGAGAGUGAAUAAUACUUUCCGUUAGAUCAUUGACUGAUUUUGAAGAAAACAUUGACGUGACAGUCCUUGCCAAACUAGUUACGUUGUUUUUCAAAUGCUCUUAUGCUUUUUUUUUUCCUUACGCGCUCUCUAAUUGACAGGUGUCAGAUUGUGACAGAUACUUGUAAAAAUAAUGUUUCAAAGUUUGUUUGGAAGCCUUUUAAAUCACCUUUAUCGUUACGGAAAUGAAAAUGUUUCGCUGAGGCAUCUCUCUUUUAAUUUGCUUCACCUCUAUUUUAACUACCAUUUACUCGCUCAAAAAUUGUUCAGUUUAUGGAAGAUCUUGCCGUAUUUACAGUCCUAAAUCAUUUGGGUUCUUUCGGAAAGAAUUUCGUCAAGUUUAAAAACAAUAAAUAUGUUAUUUACCGGCUAAGGGUCGGUCCGUAUGGUGAAAAACUGUGACCGAGGUCUUGAAAAUGCUGCCCUCGGCCUACGGCCUCGGGCAGUAUUUUCAAGACCUCGGUCACAGUUUUUCACCAUACGGACCUCCCAGCCGGCAAAUAACAUAUAUAUAUUCAGGUCGAAUAAAAUGAAUAAAGAUAAGAAGCACGUAGUGGUAAAUUCUCCUCUUCUUCUGUGUUUGUGUGAGUCUCAAAACCAUUUUUGCUGGACUUGCCUUGCAUUUUUAUUGAUGUGUCUCGUUUCUUCUCUCAAAUUCAUUUGCAUUGCAUUUGUUUGACAUGAAUUACCAAAAAACGAUCUAUAAUCAUAAUGGAGUUUACACCUGGCGUGACAGGCGAUACUCAAGGAAUUAAUAAUAACAUUUUAUAGUCCAAGACGCAUUUGUCCACUCAAUCCGUUGCAUUAGGUUAAAUUCUUCGCUGCGUAUUAUUUUACCAAUUUAGCUUUUUGCGCAAAGAACCCAAACAGGAAGAGGGAAAUUCAUUUCUAAUAUUAAUGAUCGUCUCGGCUUGAAACUAACAGUUUCUAUCGUAACCAUAGCUACCAGACAGUAAUAAAAGAAAAUGACUGUACUGAAUGCAUGAAAAACUUGAGUUUGACUUUCACCCCAUGAUAGAUAUGAUAUCCAGCCUUAACUCCUCUAUUUCCGUGUAGCUGAGAUAAAACGAAAAUAAAAUUUACCGAGCUUCCAAAUGUGGGUAUCACAAAUAUUUGGCGAAAAAACAUUCAUGCAGCUACUUGAAAGAAACAAGAUCAGUAUCCUUAAAUUUUAUUUUCUUGAACAAAACAUUUACUAUGUUAAACAAUAGAGAAAAACGUAUUGUUUAUUCUCGUAGAGUGCGUGAAGCAGGCUAAAUGUUUCAUCGUGCACAAAUUGUGUGGAUGAUUUUAUCACACGGACGGAGAACGAAAAAAGCCUUGAGUAAAAGAAAUUGUCGCAUUAAAAUCUUCUAUUAAUCACUCAAUAAAAAAAAUUACGAUCACACGAACUUUGUUCUGCGUUUUGAGGCAGAAGGCUGAGAGGUUUGUUUCCAAUCGGAAGCAGUAGAAAACUCUAUAAAAGAAGAUCAUGCCGUUAUAGUGCAAAUUUCUUGCCCGAUAGUUGCUUAUAAGAGUUUUUGGAUUAAAAAGUCUAAGACAACUUAAAGUCUCGGUACCUGCUUUUCCUGGGUUUUUCGCCGUAAAUUAGACCUCCUCAAGAAGGUAAUCGAAAUUUUUACAAUAUUGUUCUAAGGACUAAUUUCGGUGUCUAAUACGCAUGUUAACAUGUAAAGAUAUUCCUUUGAGACCCAAUUCUCUCCAUCGAGCGAAGCGAAUAACAUCCAUUUGCGUCAUUUGCAUUAAUUUCCACAUAGAACUGACAGCUGCAAGCUUUUUUUUUAAAUUUAUUUUCAUAAUACGGUUUGUUCAUAAAAAUAGGUCGAUUUUGGAAGCUUAAUCCACUGCUGGGACCUGGCGAUCAACUUAAAACUUGUGUCAUACGCGCGGGGUAGAAACAGAAAACCGUUACCUUGAAGAAGGCAUGGAAUUUGUUCAUUUUUCAUUUUCAUAACAUGGACUGCAUUAUUCACUGACUUGACUUUUGGAAAAGGUGAGUCGCAGAGAGAGAAUCAUUUUUUAUCCUUGGAUUCACUUAUGACUACAACCUUAUUAAUAUAUCUCCUUUAUUCUCUUUUGCUGAUACAAAAAUAGAAAAUGUUACUAGAAUUAGCAAAGACUAAGUCAAAAACCGACAUUCGACAUCCACCCGUGAUUGGAACUCAUUUUUGAAAAAUUAAAAGGUAUUUAACGGAAAUUUGUUAUCGUUUCUUAUUAAGAAAAUUGGAUUUUGGAUGCAAAACGACCAAAAACUUCGGCAAAUACGAAUUAAUUUAUUCAAAAUGGUUACAUUCCCAUCUCUCCUCUCUCAACAACAUUUAAGCAUGGCACUAUGUUAUGUUCAAUUUCCCUGUGUUUUAUAAGGCGGGAAUUUGAUAUUUUUGCAUCGUAUGGAAACACAUUUUAACCGCUCCUAAUCGUCUCAGAAAAAUUGUUUUUACAUAAGAACAGUGCUGACAUAUGGUAAGGAAUAGUUGUAUUUUUCUUGUUGUAUAUUCGUCCAUAAACAUAGUUUAUCUAUCAAAAGUUUAAAUCGCUUAUUGUGCAAGUCUCAGAGAAAGUUACAAGCAAAAACAUGUUUAAGGAUUAGUUUAAAGGUACUCACCUCAAAAACAGGUGGCAUCUGUCGACCGUUAAAUUGUUGAUAAUUUCAAUAUUUUUGGUUUGAAAAAUAUAGUGUUUGACUUUUUAUUUUAAUUUGCUCUCUCCUGGAAAAAAUGAAAAAAAGCGAAAAAAGUGUUAUUAAGAAAAACGAUUUUUUUUUCAUGACAUCGAUCAUGAAGUAGAGAAGGAAUUUGAGAAAAAUUUGCGGAUAGCUUAUUAACGGCUUUUGUUCCAUCUCCCCUAAAAUAAUAAGAGGAGAGAAACAAAACACACGAAAAUGCUCUCCACUAACCUUGUGUCUUCACAAAAGACAAGUGAUGCUCGAUGCUGUCAAGUUUUGUUCUUGUUUUUGUUCUUGCGGCGCUGGAGAUAUUUAUCUAGGGCCCAAUUAUACAAAAAGUUAGGAAUUUCAAAUAUAACAGCGGUGACAGCGACAUCAACAAAAGAAAUUAAAAACAUCACUCAAAUUUGCCUUGUCCCAAGCAUUUUAUUUGUUAACCUUCUUUAUCUCAGAUAGGCAAAAAUCCGCAAAUGAAGGUAGUAUUAAUUUUUCUCCAUUUUCCCGUAUUCUUGGUGGGCUGGUUAAGUUACACGGAACCUAUAAUUUUUUUUUCCUAAUUUUACAAGAUAGCACACCAAAAGUAGAGUUAUAAGGGAAAAAGGAUCUGGCAACCGUUUCCUUAUAAACUCCUGUCCUCAAGAAGACCGUAGAAAAUGAAAUAGAGGCAAUGCAUAAUUCAAGGUACGAAUAAAAUUUAUUGGAUGUCUUACCACCUUGAUGUACUACGAGCCUGCUGCUUAAUGUUCCUACAUGAUUUUAAAACCUAAAUGCUGUGAUUUUUUUCGUGAUGGCUAAAAGGUUCCAAGGAUUCUGUUAUCGAUUAUAAAACGACGAUAUAAUGCCAGUUUCUGAGUGGCCUUGAGUUGUUUUCCUCUAACGGAAGCAGUAUUGCUAUGGUAGUCAGCGUUUAACUUCCCGAACCGAUUAUAUCAUGAAUGCUUGAGUAAAAACUAGGUAAAUCAUAAUUUACCCUUCGUUAAGUGUAAGAUGAAAAGUUCAGGAUGAAGAUUAUAACAUACACGAUGCUUCGCAAAGUAAAUCUUGCAAGCCUCACCACAAUAUUCUGUAUUUCUAGCAUCUGCAUUUCCUUGAUUGUUAAUUCCAUAUUCUACAUAUGCACCUACUUACUUCGUUUCAAGGCCCCAAUAAAACACGUUUAACGAAAGAUGAAUCGUAAUCGUAAUCGUAAUCAUGAGCUUUAGUCGAACAGUUUGAUCUAUUCGUAAUUGCAAAAAAUAGCACGAUUUAAUAUAUCGACUGCCUAAAUAAAGUAUUCUCUAUAUCGUUGAAAACGCGAAUGAGACCAGUCGACACUCAAAAGACAACUAUCUGAUAACAACUCGAAUAGUAAACAGGGCAUUAAGAGCGACGCUGAAUAAGUUCCCUGAAAAAUGCAAGCCUCUUAACUUAGGCAAAACCCAUGUCUUGAAAGCUGUCUUUGAAACAAUUUCACUAUUCUCUACUGGAACUUUUUCUUGAAUUUAUGUACAGUUCUUCGCCUCAGAUACAAAACAAAUGAAAAAUGUUCCUCCGUGCAUAAGUUCUAAAGAUUGUUUGACAGUUUUCAAUUUCAGAAAUUGAACCAUUCGUGCAUCGAGACUAAUACAAUUGCAAAUUUUAACAAUAGAGACUUGAGGACUAGAAAUGUGGAUCACACAAUUUUUCCAACAUUUUAUUUCUUUAAUUAAAUUGAAGUUCGAAAUUAUUGAGCUAUUUUUCCGUGGCAUAUCACAUCUAAUAAGAACUUAAACAAUUAUGAGCGUAACUUGAAAAUUCGAGCAAAUUCUACCGAAGAAUUAGGCAAGCUGGAAAAAUAUAUGAGAUGAUUUAUUAAAGACGUCAUUUUGUGGCUCAUAUAAAGACAUAAAAAGCUUCUGUUAUCUGCCUUGUCUGUCAUCUUGAACAAAACACUUACUAUGUUAAGUAAUAGGGGAGAAAUUAAUUGUUAAUUCUGGUAAAAGUGCGCCUAAAAAAAUGUUUUAAAACUCCCACAGAAUGCGUGAAGCUGGCUAAAUGUUUCACCGUGCACAAAUUGUCGGGAUGAUUUUAUCAUACCGGGACGGAAAACGUUGUGCUUCCUGUCUAACUUGUAGUGACGAAGCCCUGGGAAGAAGAUCGAACGAUCUUACAAGAAUAGGAACUUUUGAAAUAAUUUCGAAUCAUUAUUACGAAUUGAUUUAAGGUUUCUUGAGACGAGACAGAGGACAAUUCAAUGAACUAUUAGUAAUGCGAAAAGGACAUAAGUAAAUUUCAAGACAGUGUGUAUAACGAAAGAAAGAAAGUUAUAUUUGCAGCGCCAUUAUUUUAUUUGAACUACACUGUCGAUGACUCAUUAAAAACCGUCAUGCUAAAAAAUAUUUAGCAACAGCUUUUAAGUAUUUGGCAUAUCAGCGUAAAUUUACAUCGUAUUUUGUUUAAUCUUUUUGUCCUCAUUGUCAACUUGAAUUUGUAUUGUAGCUCUUAAGCCUUUGAGGAGCGGGAAAAUCGUUUGUAUCGCGUGUGUUUGACGUCCGUGAAUUAUGGUCAUUGUGGCUUUCGCGCAAGAUGGAGCUGUGUAAAUAUUCACCGUAAAUUCCAACACGAAUCGUCAGUAUUUUCAGUAAAGUCAGUAAAGACUUCCUCAAGGCCAGAGCAAGUUUUCAAAGUAAAAUCGCGCGACAGUUUGAUGAAAGUCCUUUCUUAAUUAGAGAACUAACUUUCAAAACCACAAACAUGUGCAAAUUUUUUUUCUCGCUUAGUAAGAAUAUAUCAUCUCUUCUCAAGUUCUUGUCGAGGUCGAGUCAUCAUCACUUCACAUCUGGAACCGAAAUUUCUGAAUAGAGAUUUUUAAUCCUUGUACAUUUGUUCUUCUAUGGGCAAUUUAAGAACCUCUAAUGGAGGGAGAUAUCCGCACGCUAAAAAGCUUCGUAUUAGGGUUGAUUAUCACCUGUUUCAGUUGAUUUAGGGAGCGAAGUUUGUUGAGAAUAAUGUGUCUGCGUAUUUUAACUCCAAAAACUGACAAAUUAAGGCGAGCUUGAAACGGGAACAUGGCUUUUCUGUUAAUUAAAUGUCUAUUGUUACCAAAGUUGCUAUACGUCAAAUAUUAAAAAUACAAUUAAAUUUUGCAGGGUAUUUAUCUCUUGGUGGGAAUGAAUGAAAAAUGUGCUGGACAAAUAUGCUGAAAAAUAUGCAUGAUCUUUUAAAUUUUGAAAGUUCUUUUUAUCAAAAAGUCUAAAAGAACUUAACGUCUCAGUAUCUGCUUUUCCUGGGGUUUUUCGCCGUCAAUUAGACCUUCAAGAAAUUGAUCAAAAUUUUUACAAAGUUGUUGUCCUGGGGACUAAUUUCACUGUCUAAUAAGUAUGUUAACAUUUAAAGAUAUUCCUAAGAGAUCUAAUUCUCUCCAUCGAGCGAAGCGGAUGACACCCAAUUGCGUCAUUUGCAUUAAUGUCCACAUAGAACCGACAGCUACAGGCCUUUUUUUAAAAUUUCUUUUCAUAAUACGGUUUCAUUCAUAACGACAGGUCGAUUUGGGAAGCUUAAUCCACUGCCGGGAGCUGGCGAUCAACUUAAAACUUGUGCCAUACGCGCGGGGUAGAAACAGAAAACCGUUACCUUGAAGAAGGCAUGGAAUUUAUUUCAUUUUUCAUGUUCAUAGCCUGGAAUGCAUUAUUGACUAGCUUCACUUUUGGAAAAGGUGAGCCGCAGACGGAGAAUCAUUUUUUAUCCUUUGAUUUACUUAUGAGAUACAAAAAGAAUUAAAGUUACACCAAUUAACAAAGACCGACAUUCAACAUCCACCCAUGAUUGGAACUCGUUUUUGAAAAUUUAAAAUUAAACAAAAAUGUUUUAUCGUUUCUUAUUCAGAAAGAUUAGAUGAAAAACGGCAAAAACGACAAAAACGACAAAAACUUUGCAAAUACAAAUUACUUCAUUGUACAAUGAAUGUACAACAUUGUACAGAACAGUGCUGACAUAUGGUAAAGAAUAGCUACAUUGUUUUGUUGGAUAUUCGUCCAUAAAAUAAAAAUCGGGUAUUGUGCAAGUGUCAGAGAAAGUUAUUAGCAAAAAUACAUUUAAGGAUUAGUUUAAAGGUACUCACCUCAAAAACAGGUGGCAUGACUACCGUUAAAUUGUAGGUACUUUCGAUAUUUUUGUUUGAGAAAUAUAGUGUUUGACUUUUUUCAUUUGAAUUAACCAUUUUGCGAGAAAAAUUCGAAUUUCCCAACGUAUAUAUCGAUAGAAACGUCUUGAACCCGUAUAUGAAUUUCCUGUGUGACGCCUGAUAACGAUGGCCUGUCUUAAUGGCAAUUAGCAUAAUUUUCCUCUUUCCAUGAUAGUCGGUCAAAAUAACCAAAGGCGAUCGUUUAAACUCGAGGUUUAAGGUUUAUAAAAAAAAAUGAUUUUUUUUCAUGACUUAUCGAUCAUGAAUUAGAGAAAGAACUUUUGAGAGAAGGAAAAUUUUGCGGAUAGCUUUUAUUAACGGCUUUUGUUCUAUCUCCGCUAAAUAAUAUCGUUCAGGGGAAACAAGAAGACACGAAAUGCUCUAUAAACAUCCUUACUUCACAAGUGAUGAUCGCUGCUGCUAAUUUUUGUUUUCGUUUUACUUUUGUUUUUAAACUUUGGACGGGAGGGAGAGCUGAGGUUAAUUAUCUUGUGCUCUAUUACACAAAAUAUUCAUAAUUAUGAUAGAUUACAGCAACAGUAAAAGAUUGACGGAUCGCUUUUCUUUAUGGAUUUUGCCCUAUCUCCCCUAAAAUAAUAUCGCUCCGGAAAAUAGAGAGAUUGAACCUUCUCUCUAAAAGACUUGCUUCUUCACAAAAGACAAGUGAUGGUCGCUGCUACCAAUUUUUGUUUGCGUUUCACUUUUGUUUUGAAAGUUUUUUUCAGUGGGGAAGGGGACUGGGUGUAACUAUCUAGUGCCCUAAAAACUUUACUUAAAUUUGUCUUUUCCGCAAGCAUUUUAUGUGAUGUUUUGUGUGAUGUUUUGUGCCAUCUGAUCGCGGAUUUGAGACAUGGAAAAUUGUCCUAGAUACUUAUGUUCUUAGAAAGACAAAAGUCUGCAAAUGAAGGUAUUAUCAAUUUUUCUCCAUUUUCUGUAGUAAUGGUUUAAUUGAGAUCACAGUUCUUUGUUCAUCAAGCGUGUUAUUUUGCACGCUUAAUAACUGAAAUCGUGAGUUUAUUUCUGUAUGAUAAGAAAAAAAUAUUUUCUAAUUAUAUUUUGAUUGCUUUAUUUAAGAGCGAGAUCGCACAAUGCUGUUUCCAGAAUACUUCUUCUUUGCUGAAAAACGUUUGGAAAACCAUGAAAUCGAAACCAAAUACGUCAAAGACUUGGAUCAAUGUGAGCUUUUCUGCUACAUGAACGACAACUGCGUCAGUGCUAACUUCAAAAAAGAGCCAGAUACAAGUGUAAUGGCUCAUGUUUGUGAACUGAAUAACGCCACUCAUCUUGACCAUGAUACUGACCUGAUAACUGAUGCUGAUUUUUAUUAUCGAGGCUCAAAGGUAAAAUAUAAAGUAUAACUCAAAUUCAGCAACUCGGCGAUGAAUCACGGAAAACAAACGACGUUUAACAAAACUUAAGUUCGUUCAUUCAUGUAUCAAUCAUUCAAUACAUUGAUCUUCUUUAAUUUUUCUUUUUUUCUUUUUUCUUUUCAGAACGCGUGCGGUAAAAACCUCCUGUGUCAAAAUAAUGCAACUUGUCAGUCCGGUUUCACAAUCAAGGGAUAUCGAUGCUCGUGCCCCCCUGGAUUCGAAGGAGAACAUUGCGAAAAAGGUUAAUUACAGUAUAGACCGAUAAGAACAAAACAUUUCCCGGAGUAUUUAAACCCCCAUAUUUAUAUAUCACGUUUGGUCGUCGAGUGCGUAUCUUAACGGAAGACUACCAAGGCUGAUCUUUGACGACUGAUAUUAGGCUACAAUUUGAAAUGGUGUCUAAAGAGAGAUUCCGCUGCAGUGAAAGUUUUGGGUCAGACUAAAUUAAAAAUUAAUUUGACACAAUGAUAACAGACUAAAAGCUUUUUCACCGCAUAAGAGUUUUAAAAAGCGAAUGUAUAUCUCACUACUACCGUUCUAGAAUUUUUCUUUUCUUUACAAUAUUUUAGAUAUUGAUGAAUGCCAAAAAAAUACUCACGAUUGUCACCUGAACGCUACUUGUCAAAACACAAAUGGAUCCUUUGUGUGCACCUGUUUAUUUGGAUUUAACGGAGAUGGACGGAACUGCACAGGUAAAGGCCUUUAGAUUGUACGUAAUUGUCUCGUUAUGACUUUGAGAAAUGUUAAUUUGCUUGUAGUUGUUUGUUUAAUUUGUACUUUCCUUCUUGGUUGAUUUGUUUGUUUGUUUUGAUAAAGCAGUUACCCUUGCCUGAACAUUUUUGACCAAUGGCAGAAAAUGAAAAUCCUCAAUCCCAAUUAAACGCAAGGGAACAAAAUGCUGAACGUCUUCGUUGACCAGCUUUCUCUUUAAUAAAACAUAGCGACCAACAACUCUCUAACGACAACUAUCGCACUCAAUGUUCAAAAUAAGGUUUAUACAUGUAUCAUACUCCAAGAAUCGUGAUUGAAAGCCUUUCAUUUCUAAGAUAUUGACGAAUGUGCAAGAAAUCUUUCUUGUCAUGUGAAUGCUACCUGUACCAACACCAUUGGAUCACAUGUAUGUACAUGCCACACUGGAUACACGGGAGAUGAAAAAUCUUGCUGGGGUAAUUUUAAAAAUUUUCCUUCAAUCCCAGCUAUUUAAAGCGGAGAGUAAUCUAAAACGUCUUUUUAACUCAAAUUAUGGUGUCAGAAGUAGUCAAACAUUUAUCCUAAAAUGUAGUUCUACUCCAUAAUUCACCUCUCAUUAGAAAUGGUGGAUUAUUUCACUUUGUCCCACAUCUUUUGAGAUUAGGUUUGCAGUAUUCAUGUACAGGUGUUCAUUAGAUAUUGAUCAACCAAACAUUUUUCAACAUAACAUCCAAUUCUGGUUUGUUACUUGGUGCACUUGAUCCUCAUUAGACAUCGACGAGUGUUCAAACAUAAACAUCUGCAAUAAGAACGCCUUCUGCAGUAAUACCCAGGGCUCCUACAGUUGCGCCUGUAAUCCUAAAUACACUGGGGAUGGUUUGACUUGUAAAGGUUAGUCUCUUGUAAUUGAUCCUUUAAAAAAUUUGUAAAGACGGUACUGGCUGAACUCGCUGUAAAUAAUCUUGAGUGAAAUGCUAUUCUUGUUUGACCAUAUAACAAAUCACGUUAGUUUUUAGUGCCUUUAAAUUGCUUGGAAACGUCCUUCGACAAACAAAUAGGGAAAAAGAAAGAUACUUUUGAUUUUUUUAUAGACUUAAUAUGCAUGGUUUUUGUCCUCCAGGGGAGAAAACAAUGAUCCCCAUCAUUUAUUCCUGAUGACGCAUAACUGUUUUUGUAAAUAGAAUUAUUAUGAGGCUGUGUCUCGAAUAGAUUAAAAGCAAUCGACCAAAAUAAUCUGACUGGCUAAAAUCGAUGUUGACAGCGGUUAAGAUUUUCCCAUUUUAGCCUAUUAAGGUGAUUCCUAAGAGCAUAAAUAUUAUCUGACGGUUUUUUUCAAUCUUUUCUUUAAUGUUCCCUAUCAAUGUCUGUUUCGGAAGAUACAAUAAAAAAGACAGGUCACCGUUCUUGUUCGGUAGCUGGAAGCAAAGAUUUUCAAAGUAAAAAUUUAAAAAAAAACCUUGAAAGGCACAAAGUCUUGAACGUAGGGAACAAUUUGAUAUAUAAUUUGUGAAAAAUCAAGUAAUUUAAUCGACAUCGACUUAAAACGUUCCUCGAGUCGUUGCUCUCAAUGUCAUAAUUUUCAUUAUCAAGAUGAUUUUUAAAUUUCUCCAAUUUAACGGGGCUAACUUGUACACCAAAAUUAUGCUAUGAAAAAAGAGGUCACCGUGCUUGGUAAAGAACUAAAGAGCAUCGCACCUCUUUACAGGGUCCAUUGAUUGAAAAGCAAUAUCGUGCUCUCGGAAUUCGCGCGCGCUUAUUCGCUUGAUUACGUGAUUUUUUUACGCAGUACAGGAUGCCCAGUGCAAUACUAAGGAAUCUCCUUUAGUCUGAGAGCAAGAUUCAAUUUGUUAGAUCAUUUCAAUAGUAAUUAAUGGAAGAAUGAAUACCAAAAAUUAGGAUGCAGGCAAAGAGAAUAAGGCUAAGCUACGAGCAAAGUAUGAAGUCGACAUUGAAGACUUUUUGCAGGCAGAAAUCCAGCAACACUUAAUGCGAGACUAGGAGUGACUUAAAUGGAAAGAAACAUAUUUUGUCAGUCGCUGGAAAAGGUUCGAGCAAAACUGCAAUAACCAGAAAAACUCAACAAGACACGAACCAACUUCUAAGUCAUGUUUUUGGGCUGCCAAAUCGAGCAAGGUUUCGUCAAUUCAAAAAUCGAUAAAUUACAGUGACACUCAUUUUCAACUUAAUCAAACUUCUCCUCUUGAAGUUCUUUCCUUAAGGAGUCGUAUAUUUAAAAAACUUUCGGUAUUUUCUGUCAAAUUUACGAGAAUUCAAAGUUGAAAUAGUUCCAUUCACACGGAGCUGGCACUUGCCAAAAGUUUCAGCUUGCCUUUUUAUUACGCGAAUUUUGAUUGGUGUAUGUGUUGUCAGAUGCCCGAUUUGAUUGGCUAUAUGGAAACACUAUCGUCCAGAGCAUGUAUUGAGAAAAUGGAUAUCAGUCAAGCUAUAAAUAAACAGCAUUUACCUUCUUCUGCAAUUUUAUUGGAGAAAUAUGCCUAAAAUAUAUAGGGUAUUUUUUUGUGAAAAAGUUUUCUGUGUCGUAGUAGAAUUGUAAUGUAGUAAAUAGUUUUCUUCAAAGUAAGCAGAUAUGCCUGAACAACUUCGUUGGGAGCCGAUUACUGCUUAAGCAACAGAGAACCUUUUUUUCGGUGUUUACAUUCUCUCAUUUAAACACUCGGAGGGUUGGGAAAUUUCUUGAAAGUUAUGCAAACCCUCGACUGCGUGUCGGGUUUGCAUAAUCUUCUCAAAUUCUCCCAACCUCCUCUCGUGUUUAGAUGAGAGUAUGUAAACACGGUAAAAAAGGUUUUCUUUUGCUUGAGCAGUAAUCGGCUUUUAACGAAGUUGUCCAGGCAUAUCUUCUCAGAUCGAAGAAAAACUAUUUACUACAUUACAAUUCCACUACGACAUAGAAAACACAUAACCUGACACAGCUUAUUGGCGAUAUCAAACGCAUGUAAAAAAUUAUCGCAAUAUUAUAGGCGUGCUGUUACGGCUUUUCACAGGGCGGGAAAUCCUUCUUAAAAACUGCAGCUUAUGUAAUUUUUUUUUCCUUCAGCUUUCUUAUAAAGAAAAAUAUAUAUCGCAUUAACCGAAAUUCAACUUUUUAGCCGAUCCGUGCUAUAAUUACAGAAACCUGAGUGAUGCUGACAGAAAGAGCACUUACAACACACCCUACGGUGGAGAAAAAUGUGACGACGAGUCCUCAUCCAUAAUAUUCGGGGAAUGGUAUCGUUUCGUAGGAGAUGCAGGAACAAAAAUGCCAACCCAGUGCGUACCGGAUAAUAGAUGUGGUGCGGUCUUAUCAGGCUGGCUAAAAGGUGGUCACCCCACACUGGCAGAUGGUGAGGUUACCUCCAAGGUCUGCUUUACCAGAGGUGGAGAUUGUUGCAAGAAAUCAAGGGUGAUAAAAGCGAAAGACUGCGGAUCCUACUUUAUUUACAAACUACGAAGGGCACCUGCUUGUGAUCUGCGCUACUGUGGCACAGACUAA